CCUCCCCCCGUGACCCCCGACCCCCGCCGGCCGGCCCCCAGCCCCAGCCCCGGAGGGAGCUCAUGGGAGUAUGAAGGAGAUGGUAGGAGGCUGCUGCGUAUGUUCGGACGAGAGGGGCUGGGCCGAAAACCCGCUGGUCUACUGCGAUGGGCACGCGUGCAGCGUGGCCGUCCACCAAGCUUGCUAUGGCAUUGUCCAGGUGCCCACGGGACCCUGGUUCUGCAGGAAGUGUGAAUCUCAGGAGCGAGCAGCCAGGGUGAGGUGUGAGCUGUGCCCACACAAAGAUGGGGCAUUGAAGAGGACAGACAAUGGAGGCUGGGCCCACGUGGUGUGUGCCCUCUACAUCCCUGAGGUGCAGUUUGCCAACGUGCUCACCAUGGAGCCCAUUGUGCUGCAGUACGUCCCGCACGAUCGCUUCAACAAGACCUGUUACAUCUGUGAGGAACAGGGCCGGGAGAGCAAAGCUGCCUCAGGAGCCUGCAUGACCUGUAACCGCCACGGAUGUCGACAGGCUUUUCACGUUACCUGUGCCCAGAUGGCAGGCCUGCUGUGUGAGGAAGAAGUGCUGGAGGUGGACAAUGUCAAGUACUGCGGCUACUGCAAAUACCACUUCAGCAAGAUGAAGACAUCCCGGCACUCCGGUGGUGGUGGGGGAGGCGGCAGUGGCGGCGGCGGUGGCAGCGGGGGCGCAGGAGGAGGCAGCGGCGGGGGCGUCAGCAGUGGGACCAGCGGUGGCGGAGGUGGUACAGGGGGAGGCAGCGGCAGCGGCGGAGGCAACAGCUUCCUCACUGGCAGCAGAAGCCGCUCCGCCUCACCAUCCACCCAGCAGGAGAAGCACCUUACCCACCACGAGAAGGGCCAGAAGAAGAGUCGGAAGGAUAAAGAACGCCUUAAACAGAAGCACAAGAAGCGGCCUGAGUCCCCCCCCAGCAUCCUCACCCCGCCUGUGGUCCCCACUGCUGAUAAGGUCUCCUCAGCUACUGCUUCCUCCCACCACGAGGCCAACCCUCAGGAGACCUCUGAGAGCGGCAGGGACUCAAAGGGGAAAAAGCCUUCCAGCCAUAGCCUGAGUCAUAAGGGGAAGAAACUGAGCAGCGGGAAAGGUGUGAGCAGUUUUACCUCCACCUCCUCCUCUUCCUCCUCCUCUUCCUCUUCUUCCUCCUCCUCUGGGGGGUCUUUGCAGCCUGCAGGCUCAUCCUUGCAGAGCUCUCCGGACUUCGCCGCAUUCCCCAAGCUGGAGCAGCCUGAGGAAGACAAGUACUCCAAGCCCACGGCCCCCACUCCGCCAGCCCCUCCCUCGCCCACGGUCCCUGAGCCGCCGAAAGCUGACCUCUUCGAGCAGAAGGUGGUCUUCUCUGGCUUUGGGCCCAUCAUGCGCUUCUCUACCACCCCCUCCAGCUCCAGCCGGGCCCGAGCCCCCUCACCUGGGGACUAUAAGUCUUCCCAUGUUUCCGGGGCCGGGGCCUCGGCAGGCACGCAUAAGCGGAUGCCUGCACUGAGUGCCACCCUUGGACCUGCUGAGGAGGCCCCUGAGACGGGCCUGAAGGAGAAGAAGCACAAAGCCAGCAGGAGGAGCCGACACGGGCCAGGCCGUCCUAAGGGUAGCCGAGGCAAGGAGGGCGCCCCAGGCCCGACUGCCUCCCUCCCUGGGGCUCAGCUGGCUGGUUUCACUGCUACUGCGGCCUCACCCUUCUCCGGAGGGUCCCUGGUCAGCUCUGGCCUUGGGGGUCUGGCCUCCCGGACCUUUGGGCCUUCAGGAAGCUUGCCCAGCCUGAGCCUGGAAUCCCCUCUACUGGGGGCAGGAAUCUACACCAGUAAUAAAGACCCCAUCUCCCAUGGUGGAGGGGUGCUGCGGGCUGUCUGCAGCACCCCACUCUCUUCCAGCCUCCUGGGGCCCCCAGGGACCUCAGCCUUGCCCCGCCUCAGCCGAUCCCCGUUCACCAGCACCCUCCCAUCCUCUUCUGCUUCCAUCUCCACCACUCAGGUGUUUUCUCUGGCUGGCUCUACCUUCAGUCUCCCUUCUUCCCACAUCUUUGGAACCCCCAUGGGCACUGUUAACCCCCUCCUGACCCAGGCUGAGAAUAGCCACACAGAGCCAGACCUAGAAGACUGCAGCUUCCGGUGUCACGGGACCUCCCCCCAGGAGAGUCUCUCUUCCAUGUCACCCAUCAGUAGCCUCCCUGCGCUCUUCGACCAGACAGCAUCGGCCCCCUGUGGGGGUGGCCAGUUAGACACCACAGCCCCGGGGACGACGAAUAUGGAGCAGCUGCUCGAGAGGCAGGGCGAUGGAGAGGCUGGUGUCAACAUUGUGGAGAUGCUGAAGGCCCUGCAUGCCCUGCAGAAGGAAAACCAGCGACUGCAGGAGCAGAUCCUGAGCCUGACCGCCAAGAAGGAGCGACUCCAGAUCCUCAACGUGCAGCUCUCUGUGCCCUUCCCUGCUCUGCCCGCCGCCCUGCCCGCCACUAAUGGCCCCAUCCCAGGACCCUACGGGCUGCUUCCUCAAGCGGGCGGCAAUGACUCCUUGAGCACCAGCAAGAGCCCUCCAGGGAAGAACAGCCUGGGCCUGGACAACUCCCUGUCCACGUCUUCCGAGGACCCACACUCAGGCUGCCCGAGCCGCAGCAGCUCAUCGCUGUCCUUCCACAGCACGCCCCCACCGCUGCCCCUGCUCCAGCAGAGCCCUGCCACUCUGCCCUUGGCCCUGCCCGGGGCCCCUGCCUCGCUCCCACCCCAGCCACAGAACGGGCUGGGCCGGGCACCUGGAGCAGCGGGGCUGGGGGCCAUGCCCAUGGCGGAGGGGCUAUUGGGUGGGCUGGCAGGUAGCGGGAGCCUGCCCCUCAAUGGGCUUCUGGGGGGGUUGAACGGGGCUGCUGCUCCCAACCCUGCGGGCUUGAGCCAGGCUGGCGGGGCCCCCACGCUUCAGCUGCCAGGUUGUCUCAACAGCUUGACAGAGCAGCAGAGACGUCUCCUUCAGCAACAAGAACAGCAACUCCAGCAGCUCCAGCAGCUCCUGGCCUCGCCACAGCUGACCCCAGAGCACCAGACUGUGGUCUACCAGAUGAUCCAGCAGAUUCAGCAGAAACGGGAGCUUCAGCGGCUGCAGAUGGCUGGGGGCUCCCAGCUGCCCAUGGCCAGUCUGCUGGCUGGAAGCUCCACCCCACUGCUGUCCGCGGCGGCGGGCACCCCUGGCCUGCUGCCCACAGCAUCGGCCCCACCCCUGCUGCCCGCUGGAGCCCUGGUGGCCCCUUCCCUCGGCAGCAAUACAAGUCUCAUGGCUGCAGCAGCUGCGGCCGCAGCAGUAGCAGCAGCAGGCGGACCCCCAGUCCUCACUGCCCAGACCAACCCCUUUCUCAGCCUGCCUGGGGCAGAUGCCGGUGGGAGCGGCCCCAAAGGAGGGACCGCUGACAAAGGAGCUUCAGCCAGCCAGGAAAAAGGCUAACUCCAUCCACUCUGCCCCUCCUGACCCCUACACGGCUUGAGGGUCCUUGUCCGGAAUGGGUUCCUAGGCCCAGACUCUGGAGAGCCAGGCCCAGAGCCUGUGCUGAUGCCCAGGGAGUGUGUGCUGGAGUUCCAGGUGCUGUGGGGAGAGACUGGAGGGGCCUUCCCUUCCACCUGCCCGUUCCCUACUGCGCUGGCUGCUUCAGGAGAGAGGGUCAGGGGGAGCAGGCUCCAGGCCUGCCUCGGAGCCCCCAUCCUCCACAGAUGCCUAGGGGCCCCCCAAAGAGCAAAGUAGGUCAUGGCAUAGGACGUGGAGAGUUGGUUGGACCUACCGCAUAAACCAGUGAGCACUUGAAUGGGGAAGGUGAAGGGUGGGCCCUUGGGCCUCUCCCGGUGUGGAAAUCCUCACGGAAAAAGGGCUGGUCCCAGUCCACCUUCAGUUUCUUCCCAGCAGAAGGUGUAUCCCUUUGACUGUUUCUCAUCAUCCCUCCCCACUGAGGGUCACAAGCUGAGCUUGGAAAAGCCUACAGAUGUGGGGGGCUGAGGAAGGGCAGGAUAGCACCUCUUGGGGCCCUGUGAUGGGGCUGGGCGGGGCAAAGUCCCUCGCUGUCCUUGCUGUCCUGCCCCUUUUUGCACUAUUGGCUUGAGGAGUUGCCGAGGGUGGGGAGAGGGAGCUGCCUGACUCCACAGAGCGUGAGUGUGAGCGUGAGCGUGUGUGUGAGUGUGUGUGUGUUGGUCAGUCUGUUUAACCCGUCUGUCUGUCACCUCAUUCUCUGGACCUGGGGCAGCCAAGGGCAAGGACAGGAGCAGGGGCUGGCACCAGACCCGGAGUUUCCUAGCUCUUGUAGCCCCUGCCAACCCCCUCACCCACCCUGGUCCUUUUCCAGGGCAUGAAUGAAUGAACUUUUAAAGAGAACAGAACAGUACUCCAGUAUUGGAGAAUUCCUGGGGGCUGGGGGCUCUGUAUCAGGGUAAUAUCCUACCUUCCCUCCUCUGGACCCCGUUCCAUCUCAGGGCCCCUCGGGGCCUCCUCCCCCACUGGUAGUUUGGUCUUUCCUGGCACACGUGAGCAGGGGAGGGGCGAGGUGCCACCUCGGGAAGCGCGUCUCCCUCUCGGAAGUCGCUAGCCUGCCUCUUAAGCCCACUUCACCGGCUCGUAGAGCCACUUAAGCUAACAAAGUCCCUUUCACCCACCAGCUAUUUCCAGGGUGUAGUAGUAGGUGGCAGAGUUGAUCUGCCCAGGGCCGUUGUGAAAAAACAUGGAGUGGGACAUGGGAGCGCAGCCGGCGAGGCCUCUGUCCCUUUUGGUUGCACUGGCUGGGACUGAGUGAGGGUCCGUUCCAGCUUUCCCUAACGUUCCUGUCUGUGGGCCUCUUUGCAUGUGUGCAUUUUGGUGUGUUUCUGUUUGGGUUUUGUUAUUGGGGGUUUUUUUGUUGUUGGUUUUUUUUUUUUUUUUAAUAAAAAAAAAGAUGUGUAUAUUUUUGGCAAUGACAGAAACGUAGUGCAGAUAUAUUUUUGCCUGUGCUGCUCAACUGUUUUUUUUCUGAUAUGGAAAAUAAUAUUAAUAUUCCUGUUGAUAAGACUUCGUAAGAUAUUAGGGUGGGUUGGGAACCUUCAGAGGCAAAUUCUUUGGCACUAGGAACGAUUGGGGGGGGGCAUUUGUGAUGACCUCAGAAAUACUUUUCUAACUGCUUAGUAUAGAAGGACAUUUUCAUCUUUGCGGCUCUCACUUCUUAUCCAAAAGCCAGUGAGUCUUCAGAUUCUUAGACGAUUUGCUUAUCCAGGCCCACACCGUUGCCCCAGCCACCAUUGAGAACCAAGUGGCCACUGCUGCGAUGUCUGGAAAGCCAUCACAUGUGAAGCAGGAGCGCUAGGUGCCCUGGACCAGAUGCUCCCCCUCCCCAGUCACUCUGAUCUUUGGAACCCUAGUCUCAACUUUCCGGAGCUUUUUUUCCAACUUUGGGCCAGGAUGCCCUGGCAGGUAGUCAGGUUAGAUUUGCUGAGAGCUCUGGGCCUUGCAUGGAUUGGUGCUGCUCUUUUUUAGUUUUUCAAAACAAGGUUUCUCUGUGUAGCCCUGGUUUUCUGUCCUGGAACUCACUCUAUAGACCAGGCUGGCCUCGAACUCAGAGAUCUGCGUGCCUCUGCCUCCUGAGUGCUGGGAUUAAAGGCCGCCACCGCCACCGCUUGGUGGUGUUUCUCCUUAUGCUGAGGAACAAGGGAAGUUGUGACACUCUUGGCGCGGCUCACAGGGAAACUUACCAUGACCCUUGAAAGGGAGCAGAGGCCUGCAGGAUGGCCAUAAUGACCUCACAUCUUCCAGCCUUGGUCAUCUUUUUUUUUUUUUUUUUUUUUUUUUUUUUUUUCUU
Messenger RNA from Peromyscus leucopus (white-footed mouse), 5804 nucleotides. RefSeq names its product MLLT6, PHD finger containing (gene Mllt6). Gene Ontology annotation, biological process: regulation of transcription by RNA polymerase II. Gene Ontology annotation, molecular function: histone binding; nucleosome binding. Gene Ontology annotation, cellular component: nucleus. Bases 71 to 3439 code for a protein of 1122 amino acids. The transcript is spliced from 20 exons. NCBI's taxonomy places the organism in Eukaryota, Metazoa, Chordata, Mammalia, Rodentia, Cricetidae. The record is from RefSeq and is a predicted model, not a curated record.